AUGGAAGGCGCUCCUGCUACGAACAUCCCCACCUUCAAGUUGGUCCUUGUCGGUGACGGUGGUACGGGAAAGACCACCUUCGUCAAGCGCCACUUGACUGGAGAGUUCGAGAAGAAGUACAUUGCCACCCUCGGUGUUGAGGUUCACCCUCUCGGUUUCUACACCAACUUCGGUGAGCUGAAGUUCGAUGUGUGGGAUACCGCUGGUCAGGAGAAGUUCGGUGGUCUCCGUGACGGAUACUACAUCAACGGACAGUGUGGUAUCAUCAUGUUCGAUGUCACAUCCAGAAUCACCUACAAGAACGUUCCCAACUGGCACCGUGACCUUGUCCGCGUCUGCGAGAACAUCCCCAUCGUCCUUACCGGAAACAAGGUCGACGUGAAGGAGCGCAAGGUCAAGGCCAAGACCAUCACCUUCCACCGCAAGAAGAACCUCCAAUACUACGACAUCUCGGCCAAGUCCAACUACAACUUCGAGAAGCCCUUCCUGUGGCUCGCUCGCAAGCUCGUCGGCAACCCCACCCUGGAGUUCGUCGCUUCCCCUGCCCUGGCUCCCCCGGAGGUCACCGUCGACACCAAGCUGCUCGCGCAGUACGAGGCCGACAUGAACGAGGCCGCGCAACAGCCUCUGCCCGAUGAGGAUGAUGCCGACUUGUAA
This is a messenger RNA of Tricharina praecox, 657 nucleotides long. RefSeq names its product GTP-binding nuclear protein-like protein Ran. Gene Ontology annotation, cellular component: nucleus; cytoplasm. Lineage: Eukaryota; Fungi; Ascomycota; Pezizomycetes; Pezizales; Pyronemataceae. Bases 1 to 657 code for a protein of 218 amino acids. The transcript has 5 exons. The record is from RefSeq and is a predicted model, not a curated record. Gene Ontology annotation, biological process: protein import into nucleus; ribosomal subunit export from nucleus. Gene Ontology annotation, molecular function: GTP binding; GTPase activity.